AUGCUGAAGAAACCAAAUUUUUUUGUUCUUGCUGCAAAAAAAACUAAACUGGUCACUAAAUUUACAAGACAAAGUAGGAAUAAGAUAUUAAAAUUUGCCAGAUGCAAUUCUUGCAAUGAACAGAAUAAACAAAGCAGAAAAAAUAUCAGAGCUGUUAUUGCUAAAAUAAAGAUUGAAAAGAAAUUAGUUAAUGAGAAUGCAUUAAUGCCUGAAUUUAAUCAAAAUAAUAAAUCUGAAAAUUUUUGUAAAAUUAUUGAUGUUCUGGUUAUGCCUCUUCAAACAAAAUCAAAAUAUUAUUAG
Messenger RNA from Cetraspora pellucida, 300 nucleotides. The record is from the annotation of a GenBank genome assembly. NCBI's taxonomy places the organism in Eukaryota, Fungi, Glomeromycota, Glomeromycetes, Diversisporales, Gigasporaceae.